CUUUACAGAAAACUUGUUCCACAGAGUGUUCCCUUUCCGUUGCUGAUAGCACUCGCCGAUAUCAUGAUUGUCUUUGCGAUAAUAACUUUGCUGGCUGUCACGCUGUGGAAGUCCUCUACCGGCUACAUUACCUACAUUGAAGUGCGCUUGCCUCUGCCGGGAGAGCGAUCACCACCAGGAUCGCCAUGGCCUUUGCCCAAAUCAUGGGAAAGAUCCCCGAAUCUGCUGACCAUCGAUCCAGAAUUAUUCUAUAUGUCAUCCAAUGCUAACGGCUGUGAUGUCAUCUUGGAAGGCUUGCAGCGCUACAAAAAGAUGAUCGUAAACGACUUGAAAGGGAAACCACAUCCCGACCUAACUCAGCUGGAAGGUCUUCAGGUUCGAGUCCUGGACAAAAGAUUGGAAAAUUUCAAUGAUGGUGCACCAAUAGGAGGUUGUGGAUAUCCGCAACACGGAGAAGACGAAUCUUAUGAACUGGAGGUGCCAACUUCAGGAACUGCCACUCUUAUAGCCCAAUCCAUUUGGGGUGCUCUCAAAGGCUUGGAAACAUUCAGUCAACUUGUGCAUCAAGAUUCUCAAGGAUCACUUCUGAUCAAUUCCACAAAAAUAGUCGAUGCUCCCAGAUAUAAGUACCGUGGAAUGCUAUUGGACACAGCAAGACAUUAUCAACCCAUCAAGACAAUAAAACAGAAUUUGGAUGCAAUGGCUUAUAACAAAUUCAACGCUUUCCACUGGCACAUUAUCGAUGACCAAUCUUUUCCCUUCGAAAGUAAAAUCUUCCCGAAUUUGACUCAACUGGGUGCCUACAGUCCCAAACACAUCUACACGCAAAAGAACAUCCGGGAUAUCAUUCAGUAUGCCAGACUUAGGGGAAUUCGAGUUAUUCCAGAAUUCGAUACUCCCGGACACACUCAAGCAUUCGGAAAAGCUUUCCCAUGGCUUCUGACACCUUGCUAUGGAAAGGGUCCUGAACAUCCUUACACACCAAACCAUCCAGAACAUGCAGCUGCAGAGAUGCUCAAUCCGAUGUUGGACGACACAUACACUGUCUUCAAGACAUUAGUCGAAGAAGUCAAAACCGUCUUCUACGAUGAAUACAUUCACUUAGGAAUGGACGAAGUUUAUUAUGCUUGCUGGAAAUCAAGUCCAGAAAUUAAAGAAUUUAUGCAGAGAAAUAACUACACUGAAUACAAUCAAGUGGAACAGCACUAUGUGAAAAAAACUUUGAAAAAUGUUAAAGAUGCGGGUUAUAAAUACAUGAUAUGGCAAGAUCCAAUUGACAAUGAUGUUGAAGCUGAACCAGAUACCCUCGUAGGAGUGUGGAAAGAUACUUCCUUGGACAUGAAGAUGCGCAAAUGGGAGGACUACAUUGUGCCAAUCGCCAAGAAAGGCUAUCAGAUCAUUUUGUCCGCUUGUUGGUAUCUGAAUUACAUCUCCUACGGUAUGGAUUGGAAGAAAUAUUACGAAUGUGAUCCAAGAAACUUUCCAGGAACUGAAGCCGAAAAAGACCUUGUUGUGGGCGGUGAGGUAUGCAUGUGGGGCGAGUAUGUCGAUGGUACCAACUUGCUAGCCAGAUUAUGGCCUAGAGCGUCAGCUGUAGCUGAGAGAUUGUGGAGUCCGGCUGAACUUACCAACGACACUGACAGUGCAUCCUUCCGAUUAGAUGAACACCGGUGUAGGAUGCUUAGGAGAGGAAUACCAGCACAACCCAUUCUUAAUGGAUUCUGUGGAGAUUACGAAUGGGACAUGGAAUGAGUCUUUAGAUCUUGCUAGCAGAAUUUCUAAUAAAAUAUCAUUCGAUAACAUUAAUUGUAUACAUCAAUACAUCAAAUGGAGCUGUUGCUGAAACUGACGAGGAGAUUAAUAGUUUCACCUGUAACAAGCCAAUCAAUAAAUUGUUUUUAUUUUUAUGUA
Argiope bruennichi is the source of this 1911-nucleotide messenger RNA. Its product is annotated as beta-hexosaminidase subunit beta-like. Gene Ontology annotation, biological process: ganglioside catabolic process; carbohydrate metabolic process; glycosaminoglycan metabolic process. Gene Ontology annotation, cellular component: membrane. The transcript has 13 exons. NCBI's taxonomy places the organism in Eukaryota, Metazoa, Arthropoda, Arachnida, Araneae, Araneidae. Gene Ontology annotation, molecular function: beta-N-acetylhexosaminidase activity. The coding region runs from base 64 to 1752 and encodes 562 amino acids. The record is from RefSeq and is a predicted model, not a curated record.